This is a messenger RNA of Closterium sp. Naga37s-1, 2622 nucleotides long. Lineage: Eukaryota; Viridiplantae; Streptophyta; Zygnematophyceae; Desmidiales; Closteriaceae. The record is from the annotation of a GenBank genome assembly.
AUGGGGCCCGUGUCGAGGGGUUCUGACGUGCCACAACAGCCGGGGAAUGGGGAGGGGGAAUCAUCGCGGAAAGUGAUAGUGCCUGAGGUGAGAGCAACGGCUGUACUAAGCGUGCAUCUCAUCCCUUCAUGUAAGACCACGUUGAGGCGUUUCGUGAUGCACCCGAUUGGAGGCGAUGGCUUUCUUGUCGCCGUAGCUUACAUCGACCCCGGUAACUUCGAGAGCGAUUUGAAGGCGGGGGCUGCAUACAAAUUCACGCUCCUCUGGGCUCUGCUGCUCGCCUCAAUAGCAGGCCUCUUCAUACAGUCACUCUCAGCUAACCUCGGGAUUGUCACAGGCAAGCAUCUGGCGCAGCACUGCCGCCUGGAGUACCCUUCGGGUCUCAACGUGGUGCUGUGGGUCAUAGCAGAGAUCAAUGUCAUCGCCAGCGACAUUCCCCAAGCAGAGAUCAACGUCAUCGCCAGCGACAUUCCCCAAGUGGUGGGCACAGCCACCGUUCUUAACCUCCUCUUAAUGUUUCAUACCACCUCCCUGAUUCACCCGCCCUUUCCUCUCUCCCUCUUCGUCUCUCCUCCCUGCAGUGGUGGGCACAGCCAUCACUCUCAACCUCUCGUGGUGGGUACAGCCAUCGCGCUUAACCUUCUCUUCCGCAUCCCCCUGUGGGCCGGUGUGCUUAUAACGGGUUGCAGCGCCCUGCUGCUCCUUGCUCUCGAGAGAUUCGGGGCGCGGCCUCUGGAAACGAUAAUGGCGCUAAUGGUGCUGCUUAUAGCGGGGUGCUUUAUAGCGGAGAUGGUCAAGGCGCUACAGCUGUCAGACGUGGGAGAACUCUUCAAGGGCAUGGUCGUGCCUCAGGUGAGCAAUCAGAUGCCUCAGGUGAGUAUUCAGGUGGUGCAGGUGGUGCCUUUAGUGCAAUCAGGUGUUUCAGACUCUCUCGCCCCCACCCCUGCUCCCCUCCCGCUCUCCAUUUUUGAGGCGCCUCAAAAAUCAUCUUUCCUGCUCUGCUCCCCCGAUCUCUCGCCUUCCCCUUCUCCCGUCACCAACCAUGCAUCCUGCCACGAACAACAUCGCUUGCCCUGCCUCCCCUCCCCCCUUCUCCUCUCCCCCUUCCCAGGCACAAUCUCUUCCUUCACUCCGCCAUCGUUCUCAGCCGCAACCACGCAGUUUGGAGUCGUCUCAAAACCCGCUGCUCUUCUCUCCCCCUCCCCUGUCUCCCUCCAGGCACAAUCUCUACCUUCACUCCGCCAGUGUUCGCAGCCGCAAGCACGCAGCUUGAAGUCGUCUCAAAACCCACUUCCCCCCCUGCUCUUCUCUCCCCCUCACCUCUCUCCAACCAUGCCUCCCACUCCACCCCCCCCACCCCCAAGGCACAAUCUCUUGCUGCACUCUGCCAUCGUUCUCAGCCGCAAGCACGCGGGCACCACCCGUUCUCAGCUGCAAGCACAAUCUUACUCGCCCGCCCCUCCCCCAUCUCCCUCCAGGCACAAUCUCUACCUUCACUCCGCCAUUACCGCCAGCCAUUACUCUUUCCUAGAGCUUGCCUUGGCGCUGCUGAUUAGCGUGGUCAUCAACGUGGCAAUCAUUGCUGUGGCAAUGUGCCAAUCAUCAGCUCCUGUCCCUCUCCUAUCACCCUCUGAACCGCUUCCCACCCCUCAGACCGCCAGCCAUUACUCAUUCUUAGAACUCUUCUUAGCGCUGCUGAUCAGCACCGCCAGCCAUUACUCAUUCUUAGAACUCUUCUUGGCGCUGCUGAUCAGCGUAAUGAUCAACGUGGCAAUCAUCUCUGUGGCCGGCGCCGUCUGUCACUCCGCCAGUCUGCCGCCCGGCGCCGCUGAAGCGUGUGCCAACAUCAGCAUCAGCAACGCUUACGUGCUGCUCACGGACGUGCUGGGAGGAUGGGCAGGGACGCUGUUUGGAGUGGCACUGCUGGCAGCAGGGCAGAGCAGCACGGUUACUGGAACGUACGCCGGGCAAUACGUGAUGCAGGGCUUCAUCGAGCUCCGUAUAAGCACGUGGUUGCGCAACCUCAUCACGCGCUCCGUUGCCAUUGUGCCAGCGCUGCUCGUGGCUCUCCUCUUCGGGGCUCAGGGGGCAAGCCUUCUCAUCAUCCUCUGCUCGAUUGUGUCAUCAUUUGGCCUCCCCUUCGCCCUCAUCCCCCUGCUCAAAUUCACCAGCACCACUCUCAAAAUGGGCAUGUUCGCUACACAUACAUGGACAACCAUUGCCGCCUCCAUUGUGGGCACUCUCAUCAUCCUAGCAAACGCCUCUCUCAUCAUCUGGACCUGCGUUGACUUGCUCUACCUCAAACCCUCCUCACCCCCCUCCACCGAAUCCAACCUCAUCCGAAUCCUCUUCACCGUUCUAGCAUCCCUGCUUCUCCUCCUCUACCUCAUCACUCUCGCACUCCUCGCCCUCCGCCCCAUAUCAACUGCCACAUACCAGCCCACGAAAGACGAGCUUGCCAAAGCUGCUGCAGUGGCUAAAGCACAUGACUUAGCCAUUGAUACUUACACUAACGGAGGUCCAGGAGGGGAUAGUAAAGUGUCUCGUCUGGUGGUUCUGGUGCCAGUGAUGCUGGUGGCACUGCAGCUGCUUCGUUUUCUGCCUUGGAACCUGCCAAUGUAG